Epinephelus fuscoguttatus (brown-marbled grouper) is the source of this 4049-nucleotide messenger RNA. It is a transcript of the gene adipor1a, whose product is annotated as adiponectin receptor 1a. The transcript is spliced from 8 exons. Gene Ontology annotation, biological process: adiponectin-activated signaling pathway. The coding region runs from base 138 to 1268 and encodes 376 amino acids. Lineage: Eukaryota; Metazoa; Chordata; Actinopteri; Perciformes; Serranidae. Gene Ontology annotation, molecular function: signaling receptor activity. The record is from RefSeq and is a predicted model, not a curated record. Gene Ontology annotation, cellular component: plasma membrane.
CCGGAAAGAAUUGUGUUUCGCAUUUCGAUAAAUAAUUCACCUUCCUGGUUUGAAGGCUACCUUGUCAGGAGGAAACUGAAGUGUACCUUCUGAAGCAGAACACAGAGGCUGUGAGUGGGUCAUCAGGCAGUCUCCCUAUGUCAGGCCGAAACGGGUCUGCAAGUGAUGCAGACUGCCGGAUCUCUGAGGACUGCCGUGUCCCAGAUGUUGAGCUGAUGGAGCUGGGGCCACUGCUGGAGGAGGGAGGGGGGCGAGCGGCAGCAUCUAAAGGCGUCCAUUCAGAGGGAGCCGCGAUGCUUGCUGAUGAGGAAGAGGAUGAUGAUGAGGUGGGAGAGGUCCUGACCUUACCACUUCAGGCUCAUCAUGCCAUGGAGAAGAUGGAGGAGUUUGUACACAAGGUGUGGGAGGGGCGCUGGAGGGUCAUCCCUUUCCACGUCCUGCCAGAGUGGCUAAAGGACAACGAUUACCUCCUGCAUGGACAUCGGCCUCCUAUGCCCUCCUUCCGGGCCUGUUUUGGAAGCAUCUUCAGAAUUCACACUGAGACAGGAAACAUCUGGACUCACCUGUUAGGGCUGAUCUUAUUCCUUUGUCUGGGCACGUUAACCAUGCUGCGGCCCAACAUGUAUUUUAUGGCCCCGCUGCAAGAGAAAGUGGUGUUUGGGAUGUUCUUCCUGGGAGCUGUGCUCUGCCUCAGCUUCUCCUGGCUUUUUCAUACUGUCUACUGCCACUCUGAGAAAGUGUCUCGCACCUUCUCCAAGCUUGACUACUCGGGCAUUGCCCUCCUGAUCAUGGGCUCCUUCGUGCCCUGGCUGUACUACUCGUUCUAUUGUUCCCCUCAGCCUCGACUUAUCUACCUCACCAUUGUAUGUGUCCUCGGCAUCGCCGCCAUCAUAGUGGCCCAGUGGGACCGGUUUUCUACACCUCGUCACAGACCUACAAGAGCAGGUGUGUUCAUGGGUCUUGGAUUAAGCGGCAUUGUCCCCACCAUGCACUUCACCAUCGAGGAGGGCUUUGUUAAGGCUACCACAGUGGGCCAGAUGGGUUGGUUCUACCUGAUGGGUGCCAUGUAUAUCACUGGUGCUGGUCUGUACGCAGCCAGGAUCCCUGAGCGCUAUUUUCCUGGAAAGUGUGACAUCUGGUUCCACUCUCAUCAGAUUUUCCAUGUUCUGGUCGUUGCGGCGGCGUUCAUCCAUUUCUACGGGGUUUCCAACCUGCAGGAGUUCCGCUACGGCCUGGAGGGAGGAUGCACAGAUGACUCUCUACUCUGAGAGGCCUGACUGUGACUUACUCAUACUUUUCUUUAUAGUCCCACAAACACCUCGCGCACACACACACACACACACACACACACACACACACACACACACACACACACACACAUACAUACACAUACACACAACACAUGCACACACAAUCACUUUAAAUGCUGCUGGAAUUCAAUAUAGUCACUUAUUGCUCCUUCUGUACUUCUGAUUUGCUAACAUCUUGUUUGGGUUUUGGUGGUCUUUCUGUUUGGCUCUUUUUUGCUCCGAUAAAGUAGCAUUAACUAGCCACUGAACUACAGAGGGAAUCUUCAACAGGCACUACUUCUUCAAUAAUUCUGAAACUUGAAGCCUACAUUUUCAAGUAAGGUCAAAAUGGGAUUUUAACCAAAAUCGUAUAUUACUGUAACUGAUGGUCACUUCCUAGAAGCUCACUAGUACCCCGACCUCUUCAUAGUCUGUUACCAUUGCACAAAGGGUACAGAGCGUAUUAUUUGUGCUGUAGCAGAGGGCACAUACUGUAAACCAUUCCUAUCCUCCCUCCCACUUUCCAUGCAGGUUAGAGGAUGAAUGUACUGUCCACCAGGAGUGAGGUGUAGAGCAGUCCAGGACCAUUUAGGUGCUUGAGGGCAGGCACACAUUUGUAUUAAGAGGAUAAAGUAUGCACCUAUAGUGUGUAUAGAUGCUGCCAGAUGCUUUCUAACUGUGCUGACACUGAUUGAGCAGCUGUAUGUCAAAACUUAGAGGACUACUACAGACCCACCCAUGCCCGCUCUGCAAUAAAACAUGAGCUGUACUCUUUAGGCCCAGUCAGUACCCUUAAAUCAUAAUUAAACAAAAUACAAUACAAUAUUAUGAAAGAAAUAUAGAGCUUGGAUACUAUAAAUUCGAUCUAUACAUGUGUCUGAGUAACACAUGGUGUAAUUGUCAUCACAGUUCUUCCCAGAAUGAUUGGAAAUCAAAGGGAUUUAUACAUAAAAGGGAUAGUUAUGGUCUUUUGAAGUGGGGCUGUAUGAGGUACUUACCUUAAGUCGGUGUAGUACUUACAGUAGAUGGCGGUCAGCAUGGCCCCAGUUUGGAGAAACAGUUCAUGGCUUCAGUUCCCCGCCUGCACUCUCGUCAAUGUCACCAGACUCCACGACAAAAACAUCGUUGAACACAGGAGCUGCUGGUCUACUGCUACCACAGUCAGUUUGUAUGUUUGUGUUAUUGUGUGACUCUGGUGAAUCUGAACUCACCCAGCAAGCAUUUUUUGGUUUAAAAAACGUCUAAUAGCCAUCUACAUGAAGACCUGACGUCUAGGCUAAAUCACGGCUGAAUUUGGGCUGUCAGUGAAAAUUUGGUAGACGUCAUCAAUUAUAUGGCUAUGUAGAGACCAUGUCCAAAAAAUGGAGAUAAACAUAUUUUAAUUACUGUUGACUCUCCAUACGUGAUUGAAUAUCAUACCGCGCGCCAUCUGCAACGGCGAAACUUACAUUUAAUCAAUUUCAAAAUUAAAUCGGCUAGAUUUGGGUUACACAUAGCUAGACUAAAUCGGAGCUAAAUAUAGCCAGUCCGUUUAAAUCACGACUAUUACUUGCUGGGCACAGUUUAAAACACCAAAGUCACACAAAAACACAAACUAACUAAUCGAGGCAGUGGUACACCAGCAGCUUCUGUUUUUGACCAUGUUAAAUUGUUGUUUUUCUCAGUAGAGGCUGGCUUUAAAGAGAGAGCAAUAUAACAUCUUCAGUUACCUUUUGGAAUCCGCUGUCUGACAGCAAGGCAAAGUGGUGUAAAUAUUUUAAGUAUUGUGUACAGUUAAACUGAUAUUGAUUUAUUUAGGUGGCCAAAAUACGAUUUGCUUCACAGCAGUACAUCGCUUAGCUUCAGGGGCAGUACUUCUGCCUGCCUCUGUGCUGACUGACAUCUACUGUAUGUAAUACACUGACAGUGGAUCAGUGCCUCAUACAACCCUGCUUCAAAAGAUUCAAACUAUCCCUUUAAACUGAUUCCUGAGUUUCUUUGAACUUUAUACUGAAAUUUGUAUGAACUUCCUUUGCAAUUUGAUGCAAUUUUAAUUGACAAACGCCCAAAAGGCCUAGAAAAGCUGCAACUGUGCAAACAUGUAUCUGCCCAGAUGACGUUAGACUAAAAUGCUUAAAAUAUGGAAGUGAAAAGAACUCCCCCGCCAUCAUGUUUCAGACAGACAACACAUUGUUGAUUAAUUUCUAGAGCAACAGUUCCUGGGCUACGCACAAUGUACAGAUCUGGAUUGGUCAAAUUGUGUUUUUGUCAGCUAGAGAUAUUUCUUUUGUGCUAGAUUUCAGAUGCAAUGAGAGGUGUAAAUAUCAAAUGCACCUUAAGUGUAUACUAUUAAAUUCAAAACUUUAAAUCACCGUAUGGGGUUUAAAAUGUGUUAUGUAUGAUUGAUAUAAACUUUUAGUAUUCCUGUGCCUUAGGCCAAUGGAAAUGUUUUUAAAUAAAACGGCCUAUCUUAACAGUCAAGGGAGCUUCAAGGAUUUCCAGAUGUUGACUUUUCUUGUUUUCCUUGCCAUAUACAAUCGAAUCAUUAUUGAACUUACGACUCCAUGGAUAGGUUGUAUCAACUGCUGUUUAAGACUCCUUUUUCUAGAUCAACUUAUUCGAGCUUUAUUACAAAGACUAAAACAAUGUGUAUUCUUGACUUUGUGUAAUGUCCUGUGUAGAAAGUGAUAAAUCAUACAUUUCACUGAAAUGUAAACAUAAAUAUUUAUUAAUGGUAAUCUCGGAAAAUUAUUGUAAUAAAUUUUUUUCCACAUGUACAAA